Molecule: messenger RNA, 3822 nt
Organism: Onthophagus taurus
Lineage: Eukaryota; Metazoa; Arthropoda; Insecta; Coleoptera; Scarabaeidae
Product: BTB/POZ domain-containing protein 7
Biological process (GO): morphogenesis of a branching epithelium
Molecular function (GO): protein binding
Source: RefSeq, a predicted model, not a curated record
CCUUACAGUUCCUUCUCGAUUAAUUAAACGCCGCGGCGCGUUCCGCCAUAAAAACCCUACAAAUCCCGAUGCGUUUCAACACCUUUUUCUAUUUUCUAUCCUAAUUUAAUAGAUUACACACAACUUUAUCAUUUUCCUAUUCAUUUUUUAUAGUGUAAACGGUGCUUACGCUGACCGACCUAGUUCCAAGAUUUGAAGUGCGAUCCGACAAGAAAGAUGGAAUGAACUUUCAGUAGUACAAACAAUUUUAAUACGUGUUUCGUGCACGUUAAACUAAAGUAGCAGAGAGAAAUAGUAUUAAAAAAAGGUUGUGUUAUUGGGCGUUGUAUUCGGUCGCGAGAAUCAUGUUUAACGUUUAUUUCGCGUAGAAAAUGUGAGGUGAAGAAGGCGGUGUUUUCGAUUGUGUGGCCCCGGGUUUACGGUAUUGACACGAGAAGACAAUUAUCCCUGGAGUUUCGAUGAUAUAAACAUGGCUACUACAACUGUGUACUUCUCAUGUGUUUAAACGAAUGUUAAUGAUACGUUUGUUAGAAGCUAGAUAUCAGUCAACAUGAUCCUAUUUAGCCCAGGCUGUGUCUGCAAGUCAGGCGUUGGUCUGGGCAAGCGAUGAACCUCUUCGGCUGCCUAUUUCCGUGUGCGUUGGAGCGUAAUUGGUGGAGCGUCCGUAGCGACCCAUGUAUGACCGAAGAGUUUGUGCAUAGGAUGGGGGUUAACGCGUCGACGACGAGCUCUGGCGAGCCGGGUGGGACGCCUGCAGGCGUAGGGCUGACUGAUUCGAUGCCAGGAUAUCGAGAUGCUAUGGGCGUUAUUGUUAGGGAACGGAAGAAGAAAGUAACUGGUUUUGCGACGUUGAAGAAGAAGUUCAUCAGAAGGAGGAGAUCUUCGAAAACUUGCGACCAUGGUCGUAUGUUGCGCGAGUUGGUCUCUGAUUGGAGCUCGUUGGAGGUUUCUGCUCUUUUGGAAGAAUAUGAAGCGUUGGAAUCGUUGAAAGAUUUAUGUGUUCAAGCCGAACUGGCCAGGCCGGCCGCGGCAACGUUUAAACAAGAUUUAUCAGACCUGUACGAUUUUAAAUACUGUACGGAUGCUGAUUUGGUAUAUCGUGGCGCUUGUUUUCCAAUACACCGUGCACUAUUAUCAGCCCGUUGUCCUUAUUUCCGUGAUCUCUUAGCUGGUUGUCCGGGUUAUGGCGCAAGAAUUUGCUUAGAAUUACGUACGGCAACGGUAGACGUUCAACUAUUCUCUGCUCUAUUACGUUAUUUGUAUACCGGAGAUAUUUGCCCUCAUGACACAAACAUCGAUUUGAAUUUAUUGCGAAGAUUACGUGAAGAAUUUGGUACUCCAAAUGCUCUUGAAGUAGACUUAAGAUAUUUAUUAGAAACCGGAGAUUACGCCGACGCCGCUUUAGUGUUUACAUCCGACGGUUCCGAUUGCCAACGACCCGAUUCCGGAAGUUCCGAAUACGGAUUUCGUCCGAAAUUAGAAUUACCAUGUCACAAAGCUAUAUUAUCCGCUAGAUCUCCAUUCUUUAGAAACUUAUUGCAGCGACGAUCCAGAAGUGGUGAAGAACACACCGAACGUGCUCUUCACAUCCCCACCAGAAUCGUUUUGGACGAAACCGUCAUUCCAAAAAGAUAUGCCAGGGUUUUAUUGCACGCUAUUUAUUUAGAUCAAGUCGAUUUAACCCUUAUUUCUCGAGCUGGAUGUGGAGGCGGACUCGGCGAAGCUCAAGCAUUAGCGCACACCGGACGCGUUCGUCCUUCACCACUUGAAGAGGCCAUGGAGCUGUAUCAAAUUGGACGGUUUCUUGAACUGGAUAUUCUCGCACAAGGCUGUGAAGAUCUUAUACUUGACUGGUUGUCUUUAGACACGUUACCGACCAUUUUACAAUGGGCUAAACAACCUCACGGUUCUGCUUGGGUUCACAGACAAACUUUGCAUUUCCUACGCGAAGAAUUCCAACCAAUUGUGCAAUCACCUGUUCUUCAUCACCUCGACAAAGAACACUUAAUAGAAGUUUUGAAAAGUCCGUUUUUACAAGCUAGUGAACUUGAAAUAUUGCAUGCUGUACUUAAAUGGGGUGAAAAUGAACUUAUUCGACGUAUGGAAGAUCGAGAACCAAAUUUAUUGAGUCACACUGCGCAUUCUGUGACACGUAAAGGGGUAAAAAAGCGUGAUUUAAGUGAUGUGGAACUUCGUGAAAUUUUAUCAGAUCUUCUGCCAUUAGUAAGAAUGGAUCAUGUGCUUCCGCCAAAUAGCGAUGUUUUAAACCAAGCGAUACGUCGUGGUUUGGUGAGUACACCUCCUAGUCAUAUGAUUGGAGGUGAACGUGAAAAUUUACGGGUGAACGCUUGGAUAAGAGGAAAAAAUAAUGGAUUGUUUGUCCAACCGAGAUUAUUUAUGCCUUAUUAUGAGGAAGUUAAAGUUUUGGUUGAGGAUCAUUUAGUGCAAGAUGGGGAAAUAAUGCGGAUGAGAAGAUCUCGAUAUAUACCAGAUAUUCCUGAUACUUUGUAUAUGGUUGAAGAUAAACCAAGGGUACAUGGAACUGCUGGUGUUGAUGUAUUAGCUUCGUCACUUCCUGUUCCUGAUCCGGGUAUAAUGAACGCGAUGUUAAAAAGGGAACAAAAAUUAAAACAAUCUCCCAUAUGUCAGAGAGCUUUGAAUUACCCUCUUUCAUCACGGCAUGAAAUAUACAAACAAAUUCGAUUGAGAGUUGUUCGUGAAUUCAAUCUACCAGAUCCGGUAGCGGAUAUGUUAGAAAACUGUUUUUAUGUACCCGAUAAAGCUGAAAAUGAGAUUAAUACUGUUAGUCAAGAACCCGUACAACCUUCUCCCGCCAAAUUAUCUAUCGUUCGUAAUUGUUACAACCAUAUGACAUUUCCAAGACAAAGUGGAUAUCAACCACCCAGACACGAACUUCCUGCUCUAGUUCCCGAGGGUGAAUUUCGGUUUGUAAACGAACCGGAAAGUAGUUCGUGUAGCGAUGGACACCUUUCCGAUAUUAUGCCCGACGUUGCAAUGGCUACAUCAACAUUAGGACAAAUACAAUUACAGGAACAACAAGAAAUGGAAUUGGAUUUAGGUGACGGAGCGGCGCAUUUACAUGGAAAUCCUGCCGAAUUGCAAAACCCCCGUCAUGUCCCAAUUUCUUACCGUAGAUAUAACUUAAGCACUUAUCCGCAUAUUCGGUCGGACACGCAGGGCUACCACUCCAUAAUGCCAAGGUACUUAUAGUUCCGAACGAACUACGGGAAUUUUUAAGGUGGAACACGUACAUUGUACAGCUGUGAUUUCUUAAAACAUAAAAAAAAUUAACGUUUACUAGACCAGUUACAUUGUGAGGAUUCCAAAAUUUGACUCUAGUCAUUUUGAACAAAUUUUUAAAUAAAAGUUUUUCUUAAAAACUAUAAAAAAGCGAUCGAUCAAAAAAAAACCUCAAAUCUUCUUUCCUCACAGAAAAUUGUAGCACUUUUUUUAAUUCGUCUUAUGUCUUUGAUCAAAAAUAAACAUCUUUUUGAUAAAUUUUUAAUCAAAGACUUCUUUUAAUUUACUAAUUACAGCUGUUACACUGCUUUUAGCCCUAGCGUUGUUAUUAUCUCAUUAAAAAAUACCUCUCUAUAUAUCUUUCUCCAGUUGUACAAAUUGUUUUGCUCGUUCGUGUACCUGUGCACUCGAUUACAUGUUUCCGUUCGCCAAAGGCAUGUUCUUAACGAGGUGUACGCCUCAUCUGGUUGUAAUAACGUCAAUGAUCUUUUAGCGCAACUUCGAAGGUACGCUUAGAUUGUAUCUGCGUUGAUCAAAAAAAUCUAGAGCCUACUUUAGAAA